Molecule: messenger RNA, 1359 nt
Organism: Thermochaetoides thermophila DSM 1495
Lineage: Eukaryota; Fungi; Ascomycota; Sordariomycetes; Sordariales; Chaetomiaceae
Product: acetylornithine aminotransferase-like protein
Exons: 2
Coding region: 1-1359 (452 amino acids)
Biological process (GO): arginine metabolic process
Cellular component (GO): mitochondrial matrix
Molecular function (GO): identical protein binding; pyridoxal phosphate binding; transaminase activity
Source: RefSeq, a predicted model, not a curated record
AUGGCCUUCCGGACCUCCCUCCGCCUCGCCCGCACGGCGCGUGCUGUCCGCCCGACGGUGACCGUCCGCUCCUUCUCGCGGACCGUUGUCGCUGCCUCUUCGCUGCCCAACCCCGACCCGGCCGAGGACUCGCGCAGCGCCGCUCUUGUCCGUGAGCAUGCCCCUUUCAUGGUGGCCACCUACUCUCGGCCGCCGCCCGUCUUUGUGCGUGGCGAGGGCUCGUAUCUAUAUGAUAUUGAUAACCGCAAGUAUCUCGACUUUACUUCGGGCAUUGCGGUCAAUUCGCUCGGUCACUGUGAUCCCGAGGUGACCAAGCUGAUUGCUGAGCAGUCCGCAACUCUCGUCCACGCUUCCAACCUCUACUACAACCCCUGGACGGGCGCCCUCUCCAAGCUCCUUGUCGAGCAAACCGUCGCCUCCGGCGGCAUGCACGACGCCUCUGCUGCCUUCAUCUGCAACUCAGGCAGCGAAGCCAACGAAGCCGGACUCAAAUUCGCUCGCAAGUAUGCCCGUGCGGUGGUCGACCCCUCGGGCGCCAAACACGAAAUCGUCUCCUUCCGCAACGCCUUCCACGGCCGCACCAUGGGCUCGCUCAGCGCGACCCCCAACCCCAAGUACCAGGCUCCCUUCGCGCCCAUGGUCCCCGGCUUCCGCGUCGGCGAGCUCAACGACAUCUCCGCCUUGUCCGACCUCGUCACCGACAGGACCGCCUCUGUCAUCGUGGAGCCCAUCCAGGGCGAAGGCGGCGUGCGCGCCGCCACCGACGAGUUCCUCCUGGCGCUUGCAAAGCGCUGCCGCGAGGUCGGCGCGCUGCUGCAUUACGACGAGAUCCAGUGCGGGCUGUCGCGCACAGGCCAAUUCUGGGCGCACUCCCAUCUUCCCAAGGAAGCCCAUCCCGACAUCCUGACGACGGCCAAGGCGUUGGGCAACGGCGUGCCCAUCGGCGCGACUAUCGUCAAUGCCCGGGUCGCGGAUGCCAUUAAGGUGGGCGAUCACGGGACAACCUUCGGCGGGAACCCGCUUGCGUGCCGGGUCGCGCAUCACAUUGUCCAGCGGCUGGCGGAUGUGAAGUUGCAGGAGGGGGUGAGGAAGAAGAGUGACAUCUUUAAGGCUGGGUUUGAGGAGUUGAGGAAGGAGUUCCCUGAGGUGGUGCUCGAGACGAGGGGGAAGGGUCUGAUCCUGGGUCUGCAGCUUAGCGAGGACCCGGGGAAUAUCGUGAAGGCGGCGCGCGAGAGGGGAUUGUUGGUUAUCACGGCGGGGACGAACACGCUGCGGUUUGUGCCGAGUUUGGUGAUGAGCGAAGAGGAGAUUCGGGAGGGGUUGGCGAUUUUGAGGGAGGCAAUUAAGGCGACGCGGUAG